This is a messenger RNA of Prunus dulcis (almond), 1569 nucleotides long. Its product is annotated as labd-13Z-ene-9,15,16-triol synthase, chloroplastic-like. The transcript has 2 exons. Lineage: Eukaryota; Viridiplantae; Streptophyta; Magnoliopsida; Rosales; Rosaceae. Gene Ontology annotation, molecular function: iron ion binding; monooxygenase activity; oxidoreductase activity, acting on paired donors, with incorporation or reduction of molecular oxygen. The record is from RefSeq and is a predicted model, not a curated record. The coding region runs from base 1 to 1569 and encodes 522 amino acids.
AUGUUGAAGCUAAUGUGGUCACCAUGGUGGGAUGUUGAUGAAGCAAAAUUUGUGACCCCUUUAGCCCUACUGUUUACUCUUUUCUGGUACCUGUUGAUUUGGAAAAAGUCAAGGAAAUCAACAACCCCAUUGCCACCAGGCCCUCGUGGCCUGCCUCUGCUAGGGUACCUUCCCUUUUUAGGUACCGACCUUCACCACGACUUAACAAACUUGGCAAAAACCUACGGCCCUCUUUACAAACUCAAGCUAGGUACCAAACUAUACUUUGUGAUCUCAUCACCAACUCUUGUGAAACAAGUGCUUCAUGACCACGAAACUAUAUUUUCCAACCGCGACGCCACCGUUGCUGCACAGAUUGCAUCAUACGGUGGGACCGACAUAGCGUUUGCACCAUAUGGACCGGAUUGGAGGAAGUUGCGCAAGGUGGUCAUGAACCACACGCUCAGUAAUGCCAACGUUGAUGCUUGCUAUGCUUUGAGGAAAGAAGAGGUGGACAGGUCUAUCAGCCAUAUUUAUGGAAAAGUUGGCACCCCAAUUGAUUUCGGGGACGUGGCAUUUUUUACCAGCAUCAACACACUCAAGAGCUUGGUAUGGAGCGGAACGCAGCAGGAAGAGAAGGGAGCAACUGAUGUUGGGGUUGAGUGGAGGAAGGUGGUGAAAGAAAUCAUAGGGUUGCUUGUUAAACCAAACGUUUCAGACUUUUUUCCUAUGCUUGCCAGGUUUGAUAUACAAGGGAUUAGGAGGCGACAACAAAAGGCUAUUUCUGUCACUGACAAGAUCAUCAGUUCUGCCAUUGAAAUCCAGAUGAGUAUGCCUCCAUCCAAAAAUGAGGGGCUACAAAAAAAAAAAAAAGGAAGGAAGGACUUGUUGGAGUUCCUUUUGGAGCUGCAUAAUAAGGAUAGUGCAACACUCACAAUGCAAGAAAUCAAGGCCUUGCUCAUGGACUUAUUGACGGGUGGAAGUGACACCACCACAACAAUGAUGGAAUGGGUGAUGACUGAGCUGAUGCAAAAUCCAGAAGAAAUGAGAAAAGUUCAAGAAGAAUUAACAGAAAUUGUGGGGUUGAACAACUUGGUGGAAGAGUUUCAUUUGCCCAAAUUACAUUACUUAGACGCUGUCAUCAAGGAGACAUUCAGAUUGCACCCUGCACUGCCCCUGCUAGUGCCACAUCGCGUAACUCCAUCUACCACCCUUGGAGGCUACACAAUACCAAAAGGUUCAAGUGUUUUUCUAAACAUCUGGGCCAAUCAUAGAGACUCAAGUGUGUGGGAGAGUCCCUUGGAAUUUAGGCCCCAGAGGUUCAUAAACGACCCAAGCAAGUUUAAUUACAAGGGCAGUAGGCCUGAAUUUCUUCCAUUUGGGUCUGGCAGAAGAAGAUGUGUAGGGAUGCCCUUGGGAGAGAGGAUGCUUAUCCAUGUGCUGGCUUCAUUCUUGCAUUUGUUUGAGUGGAGGUUACCCCAUGGAGCAAAGCCUGACUUUUUAGAGUCAUUUGGGGUUGUGACAAGGAAACUGAAUCAAUUAGUUGUCAUUCCCACACCCAGGUUGUCUACAUUGGAGCUCUACCCUUAG